GCUCUCCACACUCCCAAACAAACGCACUCUCUCCAUUUCCAUCACAACAACAACAAAAUGGGAUUAGGUUUACUCGCUUCUCGAACUCUACAACGAUCUUCUAGAAUCUUCCGUAACCCUAACAUCCGUACAAUCGUCUCCACACCGGAGCUCAACAACGCCGACGCCGCCACCGCCACCGCCACCGUACAACCAGAUCUUCCAAAACGUGACCCAGUUGGUGGUGCCCGAGUUCAUUUCCCUAACCCGGAUGAUGCUAUUGAAGUCUUCGUUGAUGGUUACCCGGUCAAAAUCCCUAAAGGGAUGACUGUGUUACAAGCUUGUGAAGUUGCCGGUGUUGAUAUACCCAGGUUUUGUUAUCAUAAUAGGCUUUCUAUUGCGGGGAAUUGUAGAAUUUGUCUUGUUGAGGUUGAGAAAUCUCCUAAACAUGUUGCUUCUUGUGCAAUGCCUGCACUUCCAGGAAUGAAGAUCAAGACUGAUACGCCUAUUGCCAAAAAGGCUCGUGAAGGAGUCAUGGAGUUCUUGCUUAUGAAUCAUCCACUAGAUUGCCCAAUUUGUGAUCAGGGAGGAGAAUGUGAUCUCCAGGAUCAAUCUAUGGCCUUCGGGUCCGACCGCGGGCGUUUCACUGAAAUGAAGAGAUCUGUGGUUGACAAGAAUUUGGGCCCAUUGGUGAAGACUGUGAUGACCCGGUGCAUCCAGUGUACAAGGUGCGUCAGAUUCGCAUCAGAAGUAGCUGGAGUGGAGGACCUUGGAAUGUUGGGUCGUGGUAGUGGAGAAGAAAUUGGAACUUAUGUUGAAAAGCUUAUGACAAGUGAGCUUUCAGGGAAUGUGAUUGAUAUUUGUCCUGUAGGAGCCCUUACAUCAAAACCUUUUGCCUUUAAAGCCAGAAAUUGGGAGCUAAAGGGCACAGAAAGCAUUGAUGUGACUGAUGCUGUUGGUUCUAACAUCCGAAUUGAUAGUAGAGGUCCAGAGGUCAUGCGUGUUGUACCACGAUUAAAUGAGGACAUCAAUGAAGAAUGGAUAUCAGACAAAACACGAUUCUUUUAUGAUGGUCUGAAGAGGCAAAGGCUGAAUGACCCCAUGAUCCGUGGUGCUGAUGGACGAUUUAAGGCAGUGAGCUGGCGGGAUGCCCUAGCUAUUGUUGCUGAAGUCAUGCAUCAAAUUAAGCCAGAGGAAAUUGUCGGUGUUGCAGGAAAGCUGUCUGAUGCAGAAUCCAUGAUGGCACUGAAAGAUCUUUUGAACAAAAUGGGGUCAAACAACAUCUUUUGUGAAGGAAAUGGCAUGCAUCCAAAUGCUGACUUGCGUUCUGGAUAUAUCAUGAAUACCAGCAUUAGUGGCUUGGAGAAAGGAGAUGCUUUCCUCUUGGUUGGAACCCAGCCAAGGGUGGAAGCUGCUAUGGUGAAUGCCAGAAUUCACAAAACAGUUAAAGCAACAAAUGCUAAGGUAGGGUAUGUUGGGCCUGCUGCUGAUUUCAACUAUGAUCAUCAACACCUUGGAACAGACCCACAAACACUAGUUGAAAUUGCUGAGGGCCGCCAUCCCUUUUCUUCAGCUCUCAAAAAUGCCAAGAACCCAGUGAUCAUCGUCGGUGCUGGUGUGUUUGACCGAGAGGAUAAGGAUGCUGUUUUUGCUGCUGUUGACACUAUUGCAAAGAACAACAAUGUUGUGAGACCUGAUUGGAAUGGACUAAAUGUUUUGCUUCUUAAUGCUGCCCAAGCUGCCGCUCUUGAUCUUGGACUUGUGCCUGAAUCUGAUAAAUGCAUUGAUUCUGCAAAGUUUGUAUAUUUGAUGGGUGCUGAUGAUGUGAGCUUGGACAAGCUUCCAGAUGAUGCCUUUGUGGUUUACCAAGGUCACCAUGGUGAUCGCGGUGUGUAUCGUGCCAAUGUCAUUUUGCCGGCAUCUGCUUUCACAGAAAAAGAAGGAAUAUAUGAAAACACCGAAGGGUGUGCUCAGAUCACACUACCAGCAGUUCCUACUGUUGGUGAUGCCAGGGAUGAUUGGAAGAUAAUAAGAGCGUUGUCUGAGGUGGCAGGUGUCGGAUUACCCUAUGAUAGUCUAGGGGCAAUCCGAUCUCGAAUUAGGACGGUGGCACCAAAUCUCCUAGAAGUGGAGGAGAGACAACCAGCCACAUUCUCAACUUCUUUGAGACCUGAGGUCAGCCAAAAAGUAAGUGCAACACCAUUCACAUCUGCUGUGGAGAAUUUCUACAUGACUGAUGCAAUUACUAGGGCCUCAAAGAUUAUGGCUCAGUGUAGUGCAUUGCUAAAGAAAUGAGCAUCGGGUCUCGGUACCUAUAAUAAGUUUUUUCCAUUCACUUUUCCUGCCAGUGUUAUUAGUUUUAAAGUUGAUGAAUUUUUUGUAUUUGAGAUCAAAGGAAGAGAGCAGAGAAGACUGUAAAUUGGUGUGCCACAGUGAAUGUCCUCAUAAAUGGCACCACAACUUGGAUCUCUAGUUUGUACCUUUUUCUGUAAUUUAAUCAGCAGGUUGCUGUAAUUGUUGAGUUUUCCACACCGAAGUUGGAGACCUGAAAUUCUCAGCACAGAAUAUGGAACUCUUCUCCAACAUAAUAAGACUUUACAUCAAUUUAGCA
Molecule: messenger RNA, 2590 nt
Organism: Lycium ferocissimum
Lineage: Eukaryota; Viridiplantae; Streptophyta; Magnoliopsida; Solanales; Solanaceae
Product: NADH dehydrogenase [ubiquinone] iron-sulfur protein 1, mitochondrial
Exons: 6
Coding region: 58-2274 (738 amino acids)
Biological process (GO): ATP synthesis coupled electron transport
Cellular component (GO): membrane
Molecular function (GO): NADH dehydrogenase (ubiquinone) activity; iron-sulfur cluster binding
Source: RefSeq, a predicted model, not a curated record